Stegastes partitus (bicolor damselfish) is the source of this 2465-nucleotide messenger RNA. It is a transcript of the gene letmd1, whose product is annotated as LETM1 domain containing 1. Lineage: Eukaryota; Metazoa; Chordata; Actinopteri; Pomacentridae. The record is from RefSeq and is a predicted model, not a curated record. The coding region runs from base 1 to 1086 and encodes 361 amino acids. The transcript has 9 exons. Gene Ontology annotation, cellular component: mitochondrial inner membrane. Gene Ontology annotation, molecular function: ribosome binding. Gene Ontology annotation, biological process: intracellular monoatomic cation homeostasis.
AUGGCGUUGUCCUGUUCGAGUCUGUGUAGCCAGCUGUCUUUGAUCCGACUGUGUGGGUUCAGGACAAACAGAAUAACACAUGGACUUUAUUCUGCCUACGUGCCCUGUCAGUCCAGGUUGCCUCUGUGCAGACACUACACAUCGUCCAAAGUCAGACGAGGUAUUGGUCGAUAUGUUGCCACUAGGCUCCAGUGGGCAAAUGAAAAAUAUGAAGGCUUCCUCAAAAGGCGAUUUCCUCGCUUCUUCCUGCUCUACCACACCUUUGUGGAAGGAUUCAAGCUACUGUUCCGAGAUGCCAAAGAUGUGAAGAGGAUAAAAGCAAAAAUGUUUUUUGAUGGGGUGAAAUUCCAGGAUUUGCCAUACAGGGAGAUGGAGACACUCAGACAGUUUCGCAGAGACGUGAUCAAGGCCAUUCCCCUGGUGAUGAUAUCUAUUCCUCCCUUUGCCAACUACCUGGUUUUUGUCUUGAUGUACUUUUUCCCUCGUCAGCUCCUGAUCCCUCAUUUCUGGACUCCCAGGCAGCAGGUAGAGUUUCGGGGAGUCUACCAUUCGCUCAGGGCUCAGCACCACUGGCCGGUGCUCAAAGGGCUCGAGGAUACGAGCCAUCAUGUCAGUAAUGGUCAGCUACAGGAGCACCUAAGAAACUUGUGCACUAAGGUGCAAACUGGAGCAACCCCUAGAGUGUCUGAAAUCCUUGCAGUUCGAAGACUGUUUUCUGGACCCCCUCUGGGUAUGAGGAGGAUGACUGUCGAUCACAUGAGACACAUCAGCUCCCUGCUCUUCCUGACGCCUCGCCUCCCUGGUUUCCUGAUUGGCCGUCGGCUGAACAACCACGCCCUGGAGCUACUCCAGCUGGACCGAGGCCUCACCACGCUGGGCCUCCACCAGCUGGAUGACGCUGAACUAAGGAGGGCUUGUUAUGUCAGGGGGCUCAACUCCGACGUUCUCGGCAUUCACCAGUGUCGUGAGUGGUUGUCGCAGUGGCUUCAGGUGUCCUCCUCAUUGAAAGAGUCAGAGGUGUCACUGCUCUUGCACAGCAUUGUGUUUCUCUCUGCAAACUACCCGACUAGCCUCAGCCGGCGCUGACAGGAAGCCUGAAGCAAUCUGCUCGUGUGAUUAAGGUCUAUUUCGUGCACUGGACAGCACAACUUCCUAAGAGCUGUCAACAUCUCCUUUUUGCAAAAGAACAAACAUUUUAUAACUGUUCUUGGCAAGAUUGUUAGACUUUAGAAAAUAAAAACUGUCUGAACAUCUCUGCUCAUUUGAAGCAACAAAUACCACAAACAAGAAGCCUAUGCGUUUGUAGUUACUAGAAUUUGACUUGGAAAAUAUGGCAAAUCCAUUGUGUCUUUAUUAGAGACAUUAGUGCUGUUCUUGUGCAAUUUAAACUCUCAGGAGAGAGUCUGAAUAUUUGCGAUACACUUAACGGGGUGAUGUGAUAAUAUCAUAAUUACCUGCCACUGCAUUUAAACUUGGUACCACUUUAAGGUGCACAUGUCUCCUGCUUAUGUCUAAGAUAUCACAUCACACAGAUAAAAGAAGUAGCUAAGAAACAAAGAGGAUAUUGUAUAAACACAUUUCAGCACAAUAUCAUUGUCAAUUGUUCAGACACAUUCCAUUCAUAAAAUUACAUACAGGCUUAUAGCUUUUAUGUGGGCAUGUUAAUUGUUUUUACAUGUUCAUAUCCAAUGGGUACUGUAUUUUCUCAUGCCAUUACCUCACUUUGUGCUCUGCUUUUACUUUUUUUUACUUUGACUAAUGCUGGUAAUGACUACAUUAUAGGCAACAUGUGAUAAAGGACUUUUGUGAGUAGUUGAGGCAAAGAAGUUUGUCAAAACAGAAAUAAGUGGUUGAUAUCAGACAGCAGAAGAUUUCAUGAAGGCACCUUUUUAGAGAAAAUAACUUUGUGGAUCCUUAAGAGAUUGGGGGAUAAAAGCCCAGUGAUGAGUCAACUGCAAAGACAUUCAGACUGGUUUUGUGUGGUGAGAAGCUGGAUUUCUUGUUUUAGGUGAAUCUGAUCCUCAUGAACCUUUUCACUGCAGUAGCAAGGUUUCUGACAGGAGUUGUGGUGGCACUUUACUGCAUUGUUUACUUUGUUUUCUUGCUUUAGAGGUGUAAAAUGAUUUGUAUUUAUCCUGGUAAGACUACGCUUAAGAACACAGUUUCUUUCAAGCCUUUUGCCUACUUCUGUGUCACAGUGCAAAAGGAACUGCACAUCCCCAGUGCUGUUGACUGGUGUUGUGAAGUGUAAAAUCAAACAUGUCAUUUGCUUCCUGUGCCUUGUACGAGAACAGGCACAAUGCCUCUGAAACAUAAGUUGCAAAAGUUAUGUUCUGUUAAUGAAUCUUUAUUUUCUUUUUUUUUUAUAAAUUAUUUGGUCAACAAGUUUUGAAUGUUGUGUUGUUGUGCCAAUAUUAUAUACAUUGUCAUGGGGCUGUGUCUAAAAUAAAUACCUUACUGAUGCA